This is a messenger RNA of Acaulospora morrowiae, 873 nucleotides long. NCBI's taxonomy places the organism in Eukaryota, Fungi, Glomeromycota, Glomeromycetes, Diversisporales, Acaulosporaceae. The record is from the annotation of a GenBank genome assembly.
AUGAACAAGCAGUCUACAUUCUUGUCCAUCACCCUUGUAUUCUUUAUCGCUUGUUUGCUCUCCUUGUCACAAGCAAUCCCAAUAACGGAUGUAUCAUCCACCUCGGUCCUUAAAAUGAAGGACACCGCAGGGCGACUCGUGGUGUCCGUUAAGCGCGUUGACGAUCUCGUCGACGACGAAGGCACUUGGUUGGCCGAGAGGAUAUCAGCCGUCAUAUUCAAUUUUGAGUUGAUGGAUGAUAAUCUUUUGCUGGAUUCCAUGCCAGUGAGAUUUGGUGUAAAGAAUAUUCAGGUCUUAAAAGCUAGAGUCGUUCCCGUAGGUACAAGACAAGAAGACGUCAAUAAAUAUGAAGAAAAUUUUGAAAUUGGUCUUGUCAAGGUGGAAGUAAACGCUAACGUCAAACAAAUGAGCCCCCUUCCCAAAAUUGUCAUCUCCAUCAAGGUCAUUGAGAUUGAUGGUGUCAUAAUUUCGUCAUCUAACACGGUCGAAAAUACUUGGGAAUUCGAGUUAUCGAAUGAGGAUCGCAACUCCAAGAUUUCAACUAUCCAGCCUGCGGAUGAUAAUGUCUCAUCGUACCGACCGUGCUCUUCCCUUGGUUCAAUCCCAAGAAGGCUUCACCGUUGGUGGCGAUGUUCCUCAAAAUACACGCGAAUCUUCAUUUCCUCCCUUUUCGUCACUAUCAUGUUUGGUCUACUCCACUCCUUGAUUUCAGUCACCACAAAAGCUGUGAUACAGUACGUAUCACCUUCAAAUAAAUUCCACAAAUACAGGAAAGUUCUUCAAGAAGAGAGUGGAGAUUACAAAUACAAAGGAAAGUACGGUGAAGUAGCGCAAGUUAUAUUUGUGGCUGAUGAAUAUAAAUUCGAUUCGUGA